AUGAACAACACAACUGAUUCAUCUGGGUUCCUUGGCUCCAGCAACGUAAGUGGCUUUGGCAUGGGCAUAGGAAUUUCAAUUGGGAUUCUUCUUCUUAUCACAACCAUCACACUCACUUCCUACUUCUGCACCAGGGGACAGGUGCCAACUGCUCCAAGGAGAAGAACUACCACCGGCCCAAGAUUCCUUGAGUCACAGCACACAGUAGUCGAUGUUGGGCUAGAUGAAGCCACAAUCAUGAACUACCCCAAGAUGCUGUACUCUGAAGCCAAGCUAAGCAAGUCAGAUUCCACAGCAACGAGCUGUUCCAUAUGUCUGGGAGAUUACAAAAGUUCUGAUUUACUAAGGGUAUUGCCCGAUUGUGAUCAUGUCUUUCACCUAAAGUGCAUAGACCCAUGGCUGAGGCUGCAUCCUACUUGUCCUCUCUGCAGAACAUCCCCUAUACCAACACCUCUCUCAACACCUCUGGCAGAAGUUGUCCCAUUAGCAACAAGGCGAGAUUAA
Molecule: messenger RNA, 504 nt
Organism: Sphenostylis stenocarpa
Lineage: Eukaryota; Viridiplantae; Streptophyta; Magnoliopsida; Fabales; Fabaceae
Source: the annotation of a GenBank genome assembly